Dunckerocampus dactyliophorus (ringed pipefish) is the source of this 946-nucleotide messenger RNA. Its product is annotated as SPEG neighbor protein-like. Gene Ontology annotation, cellular component: plasma membrane. The transcript has 5 exons. Gene Ontology annotation, biological process: homophilic cell-cell adhesion. The coding region runs from base 129 to 830 and encodes 233 amino acids. The record is from RefSeq and is a predicted model, not a curated record. Gene Ontology annotation, molecular function: protein binding. NCBI's taxonomy places the organism in Eukaryota, Metazoa, Chordata, Actinopteri, Syngnathiformes, Syngnathidae.
CCCGAUAUCCAUAGAAGGGGAUGAAAUAUUCGGGGGAUGAGAUGUUACUCCUCCUGACCGUCAACAUAUAAAAGUGGUCUCACAAUUCAAUUCAAGACAGGAGGAGAGGUGGAAACGGCAGCGUUUACAUGAUGUCCAAAGCAAAGGCUUCACCACUUCCUGCUGGGUGCAAUCUGGACAUCAACGAUCCUCAGGUUCAGGAAGCCGCCAUUCGAAUUCAGGCCUCAUAUCGUGGCCACAGGUCCCGAAAAGAGAUGCGCGAGAAAGGCCCUCCUAAGAUCCUACAGGACCUCAAAGAUGUGGUUCUUGUUGAAGGCAGCGCAGCAAAGCUGGAGUGCAGAGUUAGUGCUUUCCCAGAUCCGUUCAUCACCUGGUACAAAGAUGGAAAGGAAUUAAAGGAUGGUCCCAAGUACCGUUAUGUUUUUGAAGACCCAGAUUUUGUGGCACUUGUGGUUCGAGACGGGGUACUUGCUGAUCUGGGCAAAUACAAGGUGAACAUCAAGAACCCUUUCGGGCAAACAUCAGGAUCUGCUUGUAUUCUAGUGGAAGUCCCUGCUAAGGUUUCUAAAGGCCCAGAAAACGUAAAGGCCAAGAGGGGAACAACAGUGGUUCUCAAGGCUGAUAUAAGUGGGGAGCCACCUCCAGAUGUUGCCUGGCUAAAAGAUGGAGAUGACGUCGAAGAAGAUGACAGGAUAUUCUUUGAUGUCGGAGACACCAACACAAUUUUGACCAUUAAAAAUGCCAAAUUGGCAGAUGCUGGAAAGUACGAAGUGUUUGUGGAGAACAAUCUUGGGACUGACCAGUCCUUUGCUCGAGUUGACAUCGUCUGAUGAAACCUGUCAAGCGCACAAAUGCAAAUGCAAAUGCUAAUGCUAAUGCAAUACCACCUGCUGGUCUUAAAGUGAUGAAAGAUUGUAUUGAUGCAGUUCCUUUUGAUCCUGAGAAU